GUUACUAAUGGAAUUAGAAUCAAGGCAACAGCAUUAUAUAUUCCGGAAGACCUUAGUGAUUAUACAUUUUAUUAUAGAAUUUCAAUUUCAAUGGACAAAAAUGAAGACCCAAAUAAAUCUUGUCAACUAAUAAGACGUCAUUGGACUAUCACAACUUCAAAAGGAUCAAUAUUUACUGACGGUCCAGGUGUUAUAGGUCUAUUUCCAAUUAUAACUCCUGGAGUUAAAUUCGAAUAUUGCAGUAAAUGCGAAUUGGAUGAUUCUUUAGAAUAUUCAACUGUGGUAGGUACAAUGAAUGGUUAUCUUUCUUUUUCAAGACUAAGCAAUAGAGAUGAAAUUAUAACCGCAAUUGUUCCACUAUUCUUUUUAACAAUUAACCAACAAUAAUAUAAAAUAAAAUUGUAUAGUAAAAUAAAAAUAAAAAAAAAUAUACCCAUAUUCCAUUUUUAGAGUAAUU
Dictyostelium purpureum is the source of this 457-nucleotide messenger RNA. RefSeq lists its product as uncharacterized. NCBI's taxonomy places the organism in Eukaryota, Evosea, Eumycetozoa, Dictyosteliales, Dictyosteliaceae. The transcript has a single exon. The record is from RefSeq and is a predicted model, not a curated record. The coding region runs from base 91 to 387 and encodes 98 amino acids.